This is a messenger RNA of Hippoglossus stenolepis (Pacific halibut), 1689 nucleotides long. RefSeq names its product G patch domain containing 3 (gene gpatch3). The transcript has 7 exons. The record is from RefSeq and is a predicted model, not a curated record. Bases 33 to 1598 code for a protein of 521 amino acids. NCBI's taxonomy places the organism in Eukaryota, Metazoa, Chordata, Actinopteri, Pleuronectiformes, Pleuronectidae. Gene Ontology annotation, biological process: positive regulation of DNA-templated transcription; negative regulation of type I interferon production; negative regulation of RIG-I signaling pathway. Gene Ontology annotation, molecular function: nucleic acid binding.
GAUGACGUAUGCCGUCCCGGUGAUAAACAAACAUGGCGGACUGUGAGAGAGAGGCUCCUGUGUAUUUCGCCGUCAGUAAUAUUCCUGUAGCUUUUCACUCGUCGGACCUGAGAAACUAUUUCUGUCAGUUUAUAGAAAGCGGUGGUUUUAAUUGUUUCCACUACCGACACCGGCCGGUGGUGCUGAGAGAAAACACGGAGGAGGGAAGCUCCGGCUCCGGCUCCGGCUCCACACAGACCGAGCAGCUCAGUGAAAACAACCCGGAGAAGAAGAAGCAGGCGGCGGGGUCGUGCUGUUGCGUCGUCUCGGUUCAGGGCAAAGACGCCGACCGGUUCGUCAAGAUGUACGCGGGGAAUCACUGGAUUAACUCGAAGGGGACGUGGCUGUCCAGGCGCUGUGUUAUCAAGAGAGUCAAAGUGACGCUCGACACAGAUGAUGAGCCAUUACCCUACAAAACAAAGUACGAGCAGCGGCACCGUGUUUCAUUAACGGAGCGCUUUACAGAGGCUGACCUCAAAACCUUGUCCGAGCUGAACCCACCCUCUCUGAUGCAGAACGGGAACGUGGGCACACCGGUGAAAGUGUUCCUCCAACUCAUCCAGUCCUGCCGACUGCCUCCACGCCUCAUCAGGAAGCUGGGCCUCAUUUUCCCCAAGACCAGCUCCAACCGCCGUUACGGCAACGUACCUUUCCAGUAUCACAACACCCGCACGCUCCCGGCCACAGAGGAGACCAUAUUCACAGCUACUGGACAUCAAAUAUCAGGACCGGGCACUUUUGCUGCUCGACGCUUGAGACCCAAGGCUGACACAGAAACAACAGAGACUGAUGAGCUGCAGGAGGAGGAGGAGGAGGAGAAAGAGGUGGAGGAGGAGGAUAAAGAGGAGGAGGAAAAGGAGGAGGAGGAUACACAGUCUAAUGCAGAUGAUGAUGAUGAUUGCUGUGAGGAGUGGGAACGACAUGAGGCUUUACAUGAAGAUGUCACGAGCCAAGAGCGAUGCAAAGAGAGGCUGUUUGAGGAGGAGAUCGAGUUGAAGUGGGAAAAGGGCGGAUCGGGCCUGGUGUUCUACACCGAUGCUCAGUAUUGGCAGGAAGAAGAAGGAGAUUUUGAUGAACAAACCACAGACGACUGGGAUGUCGACAUGAGUGUUUACUAUGAUAAAGACGGAGGUGACAUGGAUUCCCGUGACUAUGUCCGGAUGCGGUACGAAAAUAGGCUGAGGGACGGUCUUGAAGAUGGUUCUGGAUCCAGUCAGUCUAUCGGCAAGUUUGAGAGGUUCACUAAGGGCUUUGGCCGUCGUUUGAUGGAGAAGCAAGGCUGGAAGGAUGGCGAAGGCUUGGGGGACAGUCAGACUGGAAUUGCUGAAGCCCUGGAAAGUGAGGGCCAGCGUCCCACCUGCAAAAGGGGCUUUGGGUAUCACGGAGAGAAAUUGUUGUUACAUUCUGGGAAAAAGGCCCGAAAAGAUUUCCACAUAACUACGCGGUAUGAUAAACCCAAAGACAUAGACGGGGGCGACACCUUGCUGAGACGGCAACCAAACACCAGUAUGAAGUACAGAGGCUGGCAGCCGGGUGGCAUCAUUGGACCACGGAGAUGACGUUAAAUACAUUAUUAUUUUGUAUAAAUGUAUUUUAUUAUGAAUUUGUUUGCCUUUUGAUAUUAAAACUUGUUUCAAUUAAUUCAUCUAA